This is a messenger RNA of Trypanosoma conorhini, 5730 nucleotides long. RefSeq names its product putative kinesin. Lineage: Eukaryota; Euglenozoa; Kinetoplastea; Trypanosomatida; Trypanosomatidae. The record is from RefSeq and is a predicted model, not a curated record. The coding region runs from base 1 to 5730 and encodes 1909 amino acids. The transcript has a single exon. Gene Ontology annotation, biological process: microtubule-based movement. Gene Ontology annotation, molecular function: microtubule binding; plus-end-directed microtubule motor activity; ATP binding.
AUGGCGCGUGAAUACCCGGAUGACGGGCAUAUCUUUGUCUGCGUGCGCGUUCGCGACGUUGCCACGGUACCAGGCAUGGCAGUCUAUAACUCCGCCUCACGCCGCUCAACGCGGGACAACGUCCGGGACGCCCAGCGCAUUUGUGUCUCCACGCUUGAGAACUUCGUUGUGUUGCAUGACCCGAGGUCCGUCGACGACGCGUCCUGCGUGGCACGCGACGCGGAUGGCCUGGUGCAGCUUCUCACCGCCCGCUCCGGUGGAGGGAAGGCGAGCAACCUUGCGAGGCGAUACCUGACCUCAACGGCCACCGCAAGCUACUUUGAGUACGACAAGUGCCUCAACUCCAUGGAUGCGGACUCCAUGCUGCAGAUGCCGUUGGUCCGCGACAGCGACUUUAUCCGUCCCCCGGGGUACGGCACCCAGGAGGACGUGUACCUCUCCACGGCGGUGCACGCCGUGGGUGCCGCAGUGGAGGGCAUCAACUCGUGCGUUUUUGCGUACGGGCAGACGGGGAGCGGCAAGACGUUUACGUUGUUUGGCGACACCGACUGCCUUCGCCGCGACCCUGGCGUGGUGCCACGCACGAUUGACGACCUUUUCCAGCGGCUGGAGAGCAUCCGCCGCAGCUACCAGGAAGACAGCACCACGGAGUACUCCUACCGCGUCCAGCUCUCCUUCUUUGAGAUCUACCAGAAUGAGGUCUACUGCCUCUUCUCCCGCAAGGGCCCGCUGCGGGUGUCUUUUGUGCGUGACGUGGCUUCCCAGGGGGAGGCCAUGACGAUUCACGGCCUCCAGCAGCAGGCGGUGGCGUCGGCGGAGAAGGCCUACCCGCUGCUGGAGCUGGGCCUGCGCCGCCGGCAGACGGGGGAGACGGGGAUGAAUGCGCGCAGCAGCCGCAGCCACGCCGUGCUGCAGGUCCGCGUCACCCAGUGGCGCACCAACCGCAUCACGAAGGAGUCGGUGGAGUUGAAUGCGACGCUCAACCUCGUCGACCUCGCCGGCAGCGAACGGCAGAAGACGGCCAAGACAGACGGAAAAAGCCGUGACGAGGGGAUUCAAAUCAACCAGUCACUCGCCACCCUGGCGCGGGUCAUUAAUGACAUUUCACACGGGGCGAAGUACGUCAACUACCGCGAUUCGCUGCUGACGAUGGUGUUGAAAGAUAACUUGGGCGGCAACAGCAAAACAUUCAUGAUUGCCACCAUUGCCCCUGUCUCGUUUUGCUACCAGGAGUCAUGUGCUACACUGCUGUACGCGAAGGAUGUGCGUAAGAUACGUAACCGCCCCAUGGUGAACAGGACAUUCCAAACACGCUCCAACCUGCUGGAACUCAAUGCACGGCUCAGGGAGGAGAAUGAACAGCUGAAGAAUCAUGUUGAUUUACUAAUGAGAAAGUUUAACACGGACACGAGUGACGCGGCGGCCGACGCGGCAGACAAUACGAUACAGUUAGAGAAGGCCACCGGUGUGGCGCGAGGCUGCGCUGCUGCACCAUUGAAGCAGGACGCUGCUACUGCCGCAACUGAAGCCGUCAUUGCCGCCCCCGCGGUCGGCGCUGUGCCGUUGGUUGUCACGGCUCACCGAAAGUACACCAGCGUGGCUGGUAUCGGUGGCUCCUGCCUCGAGGGCGGCUGCAUCGGCGUCACAUCGCUCUCGCAGGAGGUAACGCAGUUCCGUCUCGCGGACAUGUUGCACCGUGCGCGGAGCUCAGGGGUGCAGCCGCAGCCGGGGGAUGAGGGGUGGUGCAAGCAGCAGCUGGACUACGGUGUCAUUGAGUUUGAGCUCGUUUCGCAGCGCGCGUGUGAGCAGCGAUAUUGGUUGCGGUACCUUCCAUCCGAUGGCGCGGAGCCCGCCGCAAGUGACGCAGUGGAGUGCCAGGUCAACGGCCUCAGCUUGAAGAGUGGGGGCCGCCGACAGCUGAGGCACGGCGAUGUCGUGAGUGUCUUUCUCGACAGCGUGAACGAGGGCUCAGAGCAGGACUUGUUGACAUUUCACUACGUGGACACCAGCUGUCUCUCGCGCGGCGGCGGCGGCGACGCGGACACGGGGGUCACAACAGGCGACUUGAGAAUCUCGCUUUCCCUUCCGAAUGCGCAGUCGCAGGAUAACGCGGAGUUCGAGCAGCUGCGGCGCGACAAGGCCAAGCUGCUGGAGGUGUGCCAGGAGCAAGCCCGAACGAUUGAGUAUCAAUGCCAGCGUGAGGCGGAGUCGCGGUCGCGGAUGGUCUCAAUGGCAACUGCCCACCGUCGUGAAAGGGGCCUCUCAUUCUCACCCAACCCCGUCAGGCCGCUGGACGUUGUGGAGUUGACUGGCGGCGCCGCCGCCGCAACGCCGCAGCAGGCCGGCGCGGCAGCCCGCGCCUUCUACCGUACGUCUGUUUCGCCGUCUAUUCGUUACGAGUACAGCGUUGACCCCCAACGCUUUGAGGACUGCGUCGAGGAGAACCAAUUGCUGUACAAGGACCUGCUGGGGCACAACGCCGAGUACGAGGAGCUCCAGCGCCGCCUGGCAGAGUUGGACAGGGACACGCCUCCAAAGCAAAACCCACCACCAUCGCCCCCCGUGAAGGCUGGCGCCGCGAAGAACCUCUCGGCCAGGGUGCGGUCCUCCCUCUCGGCUGUGGUGAGUGUGAGCGGCAGUGACGAGAGUGCGGGCCGAGCUGCGACACCCAUCGGUGCGAGGGCAGGGACGCAACAGGGCGCUGCCCUCGCCGCGGGCCGCGACGGUUCAGCCGAAGAGGAGGGGCCAGCCGCAGCUAAGGUGGAGGCUGCACCCACGGCGAAUGAGAUUCUGCUGAAGCACAGCAAAGAUCCCGAGUUGCAGGGGAUCGGCAGAAUGCAAAUUCAAUUGUCAACGUCCGAGGGGGUACUGGAGCGGCAUCACGCGGCAAAGCGUGAGCGGGUGCUCUGCGAGCGUAUCUUGGCCCUCGAACAGGCUCUGGAUGAUCUUCGCAAGGAUCUCAACCUUGUGGAGAGCAAGCUGCGCAUUGCGCGGGACAAGAACACAGAGCACGAGCUCGGCCGGGCGCAGAUGGAGGAUGAAAUGAAGGAGCUCGCGGAGGCCUUUUCAGACGCCACGAAGGAGAAUGCCGCUCUUCGGCAGGAUAUCAAUUCUCUGGAAACCUUACUUGGCAGCGCGGAGGAGGCACUUGCGGAGAUGAGCGCCAUUAAUGAGGCGGAGCUUGACACGCGUCUCGCACGCAUGGCGGAAGAGAUACGCGCGCUAAAGCUACUUGCCCACAUGUGGAAACGACGCGCCAUGCAGCGUCUUGCGCUCAGGUUCAGUGACGCCAAGGGCGGCGACAAGGACGACGUCGGAGGCGAGGAGGCAGGAAUCGUGAGUGGCCAAGUGCCGUGGGAUGAGCUGCGGGUCGAGAGCAACGCGGCACGAGCCAAGAAGCUUCUCGGCGAGCAUGACUCCAGCGUCGCUGCGGUGGAUGCGAUUGACCGCUUUGAAAAGGAAACCGCCUUUGAAUCCGUAGUGGCCCUUGAGAAAAUAGCGGCGGAACUUGAGAAUGAAAACCUGCGCUUCAUGGAGGAGAUCAAGGCGUACGAGGCGCAGGUGCAAGGGUACAAGGAACUCGUGGAGCGCUUGCGCGCCGAGAAGGAAGAGCUUGAGAGGGAGGAGAAGAAUGACCUGAAUCUGACGGUGGAGGAAAUGGAGCGGAUCAAGGCGCAGUACGCGGAGAAGUGCGAGGCGCUCGCCUUGGCGGAGCGGCAGUGCGCAGAGGCCGUCGAGAAGUUGCGCGCGGCGAAGCAGAAGAAGACGGCGGUGAAGAAGAAGUCCGUGAACAACGAUGACUUGCUGCUGCAGGAACAUCGGCGCGUGAUUGAGGAGCGGGAGGCGGAGUACAACAAACUCUCCGCAGCCCUCGCGUCGAAGGAGAACGAGCUACGCACGAUCCUGGCAAUUGCGCGGGACAAAGCCACGCUGGAGGACAUUGAGGGGUUUAGAGACGAGGGCGAGUUGCGGGACCGCAUCGAGGAGUUGCUUGCGACGGCCAUGGAAGGCCACGACGGAGGCAACGGGUAUUCCGUGUUCCCACCCGACUUCCAGUUCUCCGACGAGGUGACGGCGCUGAUUCGUGUCUGCCUGCGCAUCAUGAUGGAUCGCCUCAAGAUCGAGUUGUACGUCCUUAACCGCCAGAGCCUGCACAAGUUCGGUCUUCUGGUGCCUGCCGUGGAGCUGCGGCCGGAGGCGCAGUUCCGCACCUUUAUGCAUGAGCUGCGUCAGGUGGUGGCCGAUAUCGCCGGUAAGGCGCAGCGCAUUGGCGGUAAAUGGUCCGUGGAGGAGAGUGACGUGUUGUCCCGCCUCGUAGACCAUCGUCGCCGGCGCGCCGGCAACGCACUCAACGGCCUGCUUAUUUGGUACGACCACUGGGACCUCUCCCCCAAGGCCGAGCACGUCAGCUACAUGGAGCUCAUUCGCAACAUGGAGCGCGUUAUGCAGCUGGCACGGCUGGUGAGACAGGGAAGCCUUGUCAACACCAACGCAACCUCCACGCUGCGCCUCGUACUGCCUGGGAAGCGCGGCUCCUUCGACACCGAGUAUGCGCCCACAAACAGCAAGGACACCAGUGUUACCGAUAGCCUGCGCAUUCUUGAGAAGCAUUCGGACAAAACGAGGCGCAGCAACCUCGCACGUGUGGUGAAGGAGAGCAAGGCUGUCCCCAGUUGUAAUGCAAUCCAACGCAGUCAGACCUUUGCUAGGAUGGGGUCGUCGCCGCGCCGAAGUGAGAUGGGCACAAUGGCUCUUGGACGCUCUAACACCACCUUCACCCCGCUGCGAAGCGCGACAGGGAGGUUAUCCCAGCGCAGGAUGUCUGCAGAGAAGGGCGCGGGCAGUGCGGAGGGCAAGUUCGGGCGACGUGCGACGGCGCUAGUGGUGCCUGUGUCCGACAAUGAUGUGACCUUUGUGGCAAGCUCGGCGGUGGCGCGAAGCGGCUCUGCCUUUAACUUUGAACGGAACAUGAGCGCGGUGAAUGUGCCCGACGCGGGCCACCCACAACUGGCGGCGAGGGGCACGCGCUUCGCGCGUGCGAAUACGGAGGUGCCGAGCUUCGCCGCCUUGGCGGAGCUGUACAACCCCAAAUCGAGCCCUGCCUCAACGCCGCGGCGCACGGCAAAGGUUGAGGGUGCCGCGUCGAGCCACAAAAAGAAGCCUGCCGCUGCAGCGCCGCCGGGCCGCGCGUUCCAUCGCGCCCGUACCUCAAUAUUCUCCCGCACAAAUACGGCGGGUGUGCCGCAACUAAGCAGCCGCAUCAGUGGGAGACAGUCAUCGGCAGGCACCUCCACGCGCGCCAGCGGUGGAGGCCGCCUGGACUCUCCGAAGCCAUCCAUCCCAGCCUCGGUGUUGCCGAGGCCGUUCUACGACCCGCGCGUGCUGAGCAAUCUGAGGGAGCGAAGCACCAGUGAGGGCAACCAGGCGUCGCCAUCGCAGGAGCAGAAGCGGCGCGCGAAACUCACAAGGAGCAAACUGACGACGGGUUUGACGAUGCCACCGCGCUCCUCCCCGGUGGCCCUCUCGCGGACGCCGAGCGCACUGAAUAGAACAUCGAUGCGCUUUUCAGAGAAGGGGGCGAACACUGUGGGUGAGAGUGUUGCCGCCGAGAGUCCGUUUUCUUUGAAGUCCCAUACGCCACACACCUCAGCACGCAAAUCCUUGGGGCAGCAUUCGCAGCGAGGCCGCCCAGACGUCCCACCGCUGUAUUUAAAGAACCUUUCCAAGUGA